CACCCGACACACCCCCACACCACGCCGCCCGGGUACACGCGCACUAUCUCCCACUGACUGUCCGCAUGUGUGCGUACGGCCCGUUGGUUGCGAAGGGUGAGCGAGGCGAGCCUCUCACCCACAUACUGAUACCUGGCAAGGCACCAACGGUCAGCAAAGACCAAGACGUGCGUCUCAGGACACUCGCGUAUGUGUGUGGCCUGGAUAAGUACACCGUGCACACACGGCGGCGUGGGGAUACCGCAGGUGCUUGUGCACGGGACGACACGGAUACUACCAGGGAGUGUGUGUAUGGGAGCGUAGAGCGUGCGGCCGAGAGUGAGAGACUGGGUAUGGUGAAAGUCAUGCGGGCCUUGAUAGCCAAUAUCGCCGCACGAGCGCAGGAGAAAAUGCCACAGACGACCAGCGCGCUGGUGAGACAGGGUCAAGCGGUGCUUAUACUCUUGCCUAAGUUUGCGAGGCCUCGAGACGACAGGACGGGAGAAUUGAGAGCACGCGAGGAUCUGGAGAUAGUCACAGACCUUCUGCAGAUUGUGAUGGUGGUGCUCACACAGACGGACAAGGUCGCUCCAGGUGAGUUAG
Molecule: messenger RNA, 582 nt
Organism: Sphaeroforma arctica JP610
Lineage: Eukaryota; Ichthyosporea; Ichthyophonida
Exons: 1
Source: RefSeq, a predicted model, not a curated record